Molecule: messenger RNA, 2839 nt
Organism: Eutrema salsugineum
Lineage: Eukaryota; Viridiplantae; Streptophyta; Magnoliopsida; Brassicales; Brassicaceae
Product: protein PHOX3
Exons: 3
Coding region: 517-2613 (698 amino acids)
Molecular function (GO): protein binding
Source: RefSeq, a predicted model, not a curated record
UUGUCGUGGCUUUUAGACAAAGAUAUCUCAUUACAGAUGUACAGAGCCACAUGGUCUCUUAAUCUUCUUCUUCUUCCUUCAUCCUCUUUCCACCGCUUCUUCUUCCUCCCCAUCUCUUUCCCGGAAAUUUUCAAACCUCUUUCCCGAGAAAAUUUCGUUUCAAAAGACACAGCUCGGGAAAUUGCCAUUUCUUUUGCGAUUAAGGAUCUCGAUUCAAAGAGGUAGACACAUUUCGUGUUCUCUCUGUAAUCCAAAUUAUAAACUUAUUAUUGUAGUAUAUCUCCUUUCUUUUGGGUAUCCACUGUUCCAUUGCCAGACCUGUGAAAUUAGCUGUCUUUAGUUUCUUUACCGAAGCUCACAUGAAAUUCGACAUAGAGAAUCUCAUGUGCGGUUUCAAGUAGUAAUCUUUGGUAAAGGGUAUCUUGAUUUCUACAGCUUUCCGCUUGAUUCAAUAGUUGCUGAUUCUCUUCCUUCUCAAUAUUUUGGAAUCUUCUCUUGUUCUUCUGAGAAAUUUCCAUGGAGAAGCUAAAGGGAAAGUUAGAACCCGAAACAAGCCAAAGUCAAGUGGAUGGUUUUAAGCAGGGAGAUUCCAAGGUUGAAUCUGUAGAUUUCGUUUCAAAGGCACAAGGAUUGAAGGAAGAAGGUAACAAGAUGUUUCAGAAGAGAGAUUAUGAUGGUGCAAUGCUUAAAUAUGGAGAAGCAAUCAAAAUACUUCCCAAGGAUCAUGUAGAGGUUUCUCAUAUUCGGGCUAAUAUGGCUUCAUGUUAUAUGCAAUCGGAUCCGGGAGAGUAUGAAAAAGCAAUCCAUGAGUGCGAUUUAGCUCUUAGUAUCACACCUGACCAUACCAAAGCAUUGCUGAAGAGGGCAAGAUGCUAUGAGGCCUUGAAUAAGUUAGAUUUGGCAUUAAAAGAUGUUUGUAUGGUUUCGAAAUUGGAUCCAAAGAACCCCAUGGCAUCCGAGAUUACCGAGAAGCUUAAGAAAACUUUAGAGAGCAAAGGGUUAAGAGUGAAAGAUUCAGUGAUAGAGCUGCCUCCAGAUUACGUUGAACCUGUUGAGGUUUCCCCUGCACUGUGGGCUGAAGAAGGCAAGGCACAAGCGAAGAAAAAGAAAAGGAGCAAUCAAGUGCAAGAGAAGGGUGAUGGUGAUAAUGCAGAGACAGAGAAGAAGAAGAAUAGCAAUCUUGCAGCUGAAAAAGGAAAGGAAAAGACUAUCGAUAAGCAGAGCAAAAAGAAAGUGAAAGGGAAACAACAGUCGGAUAAGAGAAGUGUUACGAGCAAGGAACAGGAGAAAGUGAUAAUUGAGGAUAAAAGUAUCGGAGAUGUAAAGAAAGCUGUGAAAUUUGUGUAUUCUGACGACAUUAGAUUGGCUGAAUUGCCUCUAAAUUGCACUCUCUUUCAGCUUAGGGAAGUUGUUCAUGAGCGUUUCCCGAGCUUAAGGGCAGUUCAUAUAAAGUACAAGGACCAAGAAGGAGAUUUAGUGACAAUCACAACAGAUGAAGAGCUAAGAAUGAGUGAGGUGUCAGCAAGGCCACUGGACACUAUGAGUAUGAGGUUCUAUGUAGUGGAAGUUAGUCCUGAGCAGGAUCCCUUUUUUGGAAGACUAGUUGAGAUGAAAAAGCUCAAGAUAACCGCUGAUUCUUUUAAAGCAAAGGUAAAUGGACGAGGUACGUGUAAAAUUGAAGACUGGAUGAUUGAAUUUGCUCGGUUAUUCAAAAUUCAGGCUAAAGUUGAGUCUGAUAAAUGCCUGAAUCUUCAAGAACUUGGUAUGAAACUGAAUUCAGAAGCUAUGGAAGAGGUGGUAACCUCUGAUGAAGCUCAAGGGCAUUUUGACAGAGCAGCUCAGCAAUUCCAAGAAGUAGCAGCACGAUCAUUGUUAAAGUUAGGAAAUGUGCACAUGUCAGGAGCAAGGAAAAGGUUGAGCCUCCUACGAGGUGUUUCGGGAGAAUCCAUUCUUGAACAGGUUAAAACUGCUUAUGAAUGCGCUCAAAAGGAGCACGCAAAAGCAAAAGAAAAGUACGAAGAGGCCAUGAAAAUAAAACCGGAUUUGUUUGAAGUCUCUCUGGCGCUAGGUCUCCAGCAGUUUGAGGAAGCAAGACUCUCAUGGUAUUAUGUACUUGUCGGUCACAUUGAUUUGAAAACAUGGCCAUAUACAGCUGUAGUACAGCUCUAUCAAAGCGCCGAAAGCAAUAUCAAAAAGUCAAUGGGGCUGAAAAAUCUGGAAUCGAAAGUACAUGGUAGCUCAACUCAAGACAACCCAGCAGAUGAAGCAAAGUUAAAGUCUUGGCUAGAUGUUUUAUUAUGUGCUGUACUUUAUGAGCGAUCAAUCAUGGAGUUCAAACUUGACCUACCAACAUGGCAGGGGAAUUUGGAUGCUGCAAUGGAGAUAUUUGAGUUAACUGGAGCUUGUGAGGAUGUUGCUGCGGUGAUAAGUGAUGAUUUGGUGGCAGACAAUACUUUACGAGAUCUAAGGUUUCACAUGGAAGAGAUAAUACAGAUAUUUGAUGAGAUAAACGAAGCAAAACGAUGGCGAAAUGUGAUCCCGUCAGACCAGCUUGAGAAGAUAUUAAAGAGGAGGACUGGGAAUAUUUUUCAUGUGUCAAAUACAGGAAUCUAAUGUGGUUAAAGGGAUUUUCCAUGAUAAAGUGGCACACAAAGACUUUGGUCAUUAUCUUGAUCAAGCUUCAUUUCAAGGUUUUGGUUUGUGGUACAGGAGGAUUUCAGAUUCAGAUUUUUGUAGUCAGAAAGAAACAUAUAUACACAUAUAUGUGCUAUUUUGUUUGUGUAACAUUCAUACAAUUGAUUUGGCGAGUAGUGAAGCAAAUAUCUUGCAGUUUCUGUCA